This is a messenger RNA of Stegostoma tigrinum, 5217 nucleotides long. Its product is annotated as numb-like protein. The record is from RefSeq and is a predicted model, not a curated record. The coding region runs from base 11 to 1810 and encodes 599 amino acids. The transcript is spliced from 8 exons. NCBI's taxonomy places the organism in Eukaryota, Metazoa, Chordata, Chondrichthyes, Orectolobiformes, Stegostomatidae.
GGGCCUCACCAUGAACAAACUGAGACAGAGCCUGCAGCGGAAGAAACAGCCUUACGUUCCCGAGGCCAGUCGGCCCCACCAGUGGCAGGCAGAUGAGGAAGCCGUUCGAAAGGGCAAGUGCAGUUUCCCAGUCAGGUACCUGGGACAUGUAGAGGUGGAAGAAUCACGAGGAAUGCACGUGUGUGAAGAUGCAGUGCAGAAACUCAAAGCCACUGGAAAAAAGUCGGUGAAAGCCAUUCUGUGGGUGUCGGCUGAUGGGCUGAGAGUGGUUGAUGAUAAGACUAAGGACCUUAUUGUGGACCAAACCAUAGAGAAAGUUUCGUUCUGUGCUCCUGACCGUAACUAUGACAAGGCCUUUUCGUAUAUCUGCCGUGACGGUACCGCGAGGCGAUGGAUCUGUCACUGUUUUAUGGCUCUGAAAGAUUCGGGGGAGCGCCUCAGCCAUGCCGUGGGCUGUGCGUUUGCUGCCUGCUUGGAGCGGAAGCAGAGGCGGGAGAAGGAGUGUGGGGUCACAGCUUCCUUCGAUGCCAGCCGGACAAGCUUCACUCGGGAAGGCUCCUUCCGAGUCACCACGGCCUCACAGCACGCCGAGCGAGAGGACGCCAUCAAGCAACGGCAGGACAAGACCAAAGCUGAGAUGGUGGUGGCGGGCAGCCCAGUUCCAGGCUCGGGACCCCCCAAUCUGCCCCCCGGCGGCUCCCCUCCGCAAGGGGAGGGCUCGCCUGUGGACAAGAGCGAUCCCAAUUACCAGCACGCCAUCCCGCGGCGGCACGCACCCCUGGAGCAGCUGGUGAGGCAAGGGUCCUUCCGCGGUUUCCCAGCCCUCAGCCAGAAAAACUCGCCGUUUAAGCGCCAGCUCUCCCUCCGACUGAAUGAGCUGCCAUCCACUCUGCAGAGGAAGACCUCAGACUUCCAGGUGAAGAGCCCAGUGCCCGAGUUUGACCUCUCACCCUCCAAUGAGCCUGAGAACAUCAGUACCGUCUGCUCGCAGGGAGACUCCACCUCGGCCAAACCUCCAUCCGACCCAUUCUCCUCCACAACAGGCACUGGCUCGAUCCCAGCAGCUGCUCCAAUACUGCACCCCCAUGUUCCUCAGGGGAACGGAGGAGGAGGUGGUUGGGGGGGCGUAUCCACAGCGACGGCAGGUAACUCCACUUUCCAGCCGAGCCACCGGAGAACGCCCUCGGAGGCUGAGCGCUGGCUGCAGGAGGUGGCGAAGACAGCGAGAGCCCAGCAGCAGCAGAUCCUGCCUCCUCUGGCUCCCACCGCCAUGCCAGUUCCCACAGGCCUCCCUGCCUCGGCGACGCCAUUCAUCGGCACGGCUGCCCCAGUCAACCUGUUUGGACCACCACCGUCCUUUGCGACCUACGCCCCCGGCCUGACCAAUGGGUCCCCGUCCCCUUACCCGGCCCCCAGCGUACCAGUUGUGGGAAUCACGCCCUCGCAAAUGGUGGCCAACGUCUUCGGCAGCGCCCAGCAGGCCCCCCUUAGCAACCAGGGCUUCUCCAGCAGGGCUGUCCCCUUCGCGCCUGCUUUCGGCAUCACCGCCGCGGCCGCCUCAUCUCCCGCCACCGCGGCCCACAACCAGCCCAGGCCCCCUCAGCCUCUCGGAGGGGCUCCGGCCCCGAGCCGGCCAGGAGUCACCAUGGGCCCUGGAGCCUGGCCCCCUGAACCCAUGGGCCAGGAGGCUGACCAGUUUGAGGCCCAGUGGGCCGCUUUGGAGACCAAGUCCCAGGCCCGGCUUGGAACCACUCUACCGACCAACCCCUUUUCUACCGACUUACAGAAAACAUUCGAGAUCCAGCUAUAAAGGAGCGAGAGGAUGCGUUUUUAUUUUCUAAAAACAGGAAAAAAAAAUGAAGAAGAGACUCUUUGAACUGAGCUGUAUAACCACUAAGAAACAUUUAUAUUUUUCGUUUGAGAAGUGCCGCAGUUGAUGUGGUGAUGGAGAGAGAGAGAGAGAGAGAGGAGGCUUCAGUUUGUUCUCUAACCUGAAUAUGUCGUCGUAUUGGGUCAUUCUGGUUUGUGGGUGGGGUCCGCGGAUGCCCAUCUCUGCCAGGGAGUGGCCAGAGAACAGGCAUUGUGGGCAACUGAAGGGUGGGUUCAAUCUGACCAGGUAGCACCCACCCCUCAUCCCCCAAUCCCGUCCUGAGAGACCCAAAGGAGAGAGUCAGAGCGGGGAAACAUUCACAUUUAGGGGGUUUGUACACGAACCUGGACACACAAAGCAUUCCUGACUCCAUGCCACCCCCCCCUCCCGAUCUCAUUCUCCCUCACCCCCAUCCCAACUCCCCCACUGGCUUACUCCACUCCCUCCAUGACCACCCCCCCCAUCCCUGUCCCAACCCCUCCAACAUUUCUUUUCCAAACGCCCCCCCAACCUCUCCAUGAAUGCAUUCCACCCCCCACUUUGCCCCAAUCCCACCCCCUCCACCAUCUCAUUCCACACCCCUCCACAAUGCCAACCUCUUUACCCCCAUCUCAAGCCCUCCACCACCUCAUUCCCUGCCCCUGUCCCCACCUCACCCCUUCUGCCAUCCCAUACCAAUGCCCUCACCCCCAUCUCAGCUCCUUUGCCAUCUCAUACCAACCCCCUAACCCAUCCCAAACCUUCCACCAUCUCCAUCCCACCCCCUCCUAUGACCCCGUACCUCCUCGCCCCUAUCUCAAGCCCUCCCUCCCACCUCAUCUCCACCCACUGUCCUCAUCUUACACCCUCCACCAUCUCAUAUCAACCCCUCACCCUCAGCACCUCAGUCCACUCCCCCUGCCCUCCGUCUCCUGUCCUCUGCCAUCUCAUGCUACCCCAUGCUCCCUCACCCCUAUCCCACACACACCCCUCCCCCCAGCAUCUCAGUCAACUCGCCUCUGCUACUAUCUCCCACCCAUUCCCGAAAAAAAUCCAUGGGACUGGACAUUGAGCCAAUCAAAGGGAGUACGUGAGGAUUUCCUUCUUUAAUUGAGACUUUAUAUUCCAUGACUAUAACGCACCCAUCCCCCACAUCCCUUCACACCCUACUGGACUUGCCACCCCCUUUCGUUACCACGGUUACAGCCUGGUUUUGUGGGCAGGGGUACCUGGUUUUGUUGCAAUUUGAAAAAAUGAGGGGUCACCAGAAAUGUGGAGAUGAUUUUCAUUGUCCCAGGGGUCAGUGGAUCUUCGGAGCUCCCUCCGUCAAAGGGUGGGGAGCAGAGACCCUGGAAUAUUUUGAAGGCAGCAUGAGAAGGGCUUUUGUUGAUCGAGAGGUGAAAGAUUAUCGGGGAAUAGGCAGGAACGUGAAGGAGUCAGGUCAUUUGUUAUCUUAAGGGAUAGUGGAGAGGAGUGAAUAGCUUCUAGCUCUUCAUUCAUACAUCUGUAAGUGAGGCUCAGAUUUGCUGCUUUAAAGGAAAAUGCAUACCAACCCUUUAGGAUUGCGAGGCGCAGGGAACCAAUCCGAGGGGUCGGGGAACCCGCUUCCUCCAGGACUGCAUUUGUGUGGCGCCGUCUGCCCCUGAGGAGAGGCAGUCAGUGAUGGCCGAACGAGCCAGGGAGCUGGCUACAAAGGCAGCGACAGUCAUCUCUCACAGGCCAAGCAUUUGGUGUGACAUGUCGCCCUUCUGAUAGGCUUGACCCAUCCCACAUACUGAAUCUCGUCGGGGGUGGGCGGCACGGUUUGGUGCGGAAUAGGCCCAGUGAUGAGUUUGAAAUCGCAGUCGGGUCAACUUUCCCACAAUGCGAGGAGCGUAACGUGCCGCGUCCCCACUCCGGCCCAUGAGCCGGUCCCAUCAGGGACAGGUUUUCCGGGAAUUGACCCUGUCGGUUGGGAGCUAGGCCGGAGUGAGCGGGCCGACUGGCGGCUAGAGUGCUCGCUGCUGGGAUUCUGCUUCGCUGAAAGGGCAUCACUUCUUUUGGAAAGGGGACAGACCCACUCACAUCGCCCUCCCUGUCCCCACAUCCACAACCCCCAACCCCCACGCACGCCCCCACCCACCUACCUACCUGAGCUUCUGAGAACUUUGGCCAUUGGCUAGGCCCUAAUGAGGUUCUCCUCUACCUCAUGAAAACUUUUCCUGUCUUUGAGUUGGAAUUUUUUUGAAAUGAACCCCCCCCCCCAACCAAACCCCUCAAUUAUUUGCAGAGACUGUGAGAAGCGAGGUGAGCUGGGUGUCAUGUCCCCCAUCGGGGGCCAGAGUGAGUUUCUUUACAGCUGCCUGGAAGCAGUAGUUCAUUUCUUUCUCAGGGACAAGAGAUGCAGGUUGCUGGAAAAAACACAGCAGGCCUGGCAGCGCCUGUGGAGAGGAAAUCAGAGUUUUGGGUUCGGUGACCCUUCCUCAGAGAAUGGACCUUUCUGAGGAAGGGUCACUGAACCUGAAAUUCUGAUUUCCUCUCCACAGGCGCCUCUGGGCCUGCUGUCCAUUGUAACUGUUCCCACAGCCGUCACUUCCUCAGGAAGUUUAUUCCACAACAAAACCAGCCUCUGUGUAAAAAAAAACCCUCGUAUCCUUUUUAAAUCUCUCACCUUAAAAAUGUGCCCCUAGUCUUGAAAUCCCCCAUCGUAGGGAAAAGACACCGACCACUAACGCUAUCUAUACACCUCACGAUUUUAUAGACCUUUAUAAAGGCCCCUCAACCUCCUAGACUCCAGGGGAAAACGACCCAGCCUCUCCUUAUAACUCAAACCCCCCAUUCCCAGCAACAUCCUGGUAAAUCUGAACCCUGUCCAGUUUCUUAAUGCCCUUCCUGUAACUGGGCGAGUGGGAAUGGGCACAGUGCUCCAGAUCUUCCGUUCAGCUUUAAAUAAAACUCCGAAUUUAGCUCUCAAGGCCUUGAUUUAAUUAAUGCCUCGUCCGACCUUCCCAAAUUCCCAGUAAAUGUCCUUCUGAUUAUCGAUUCCUGCUGACGGCAGGCAUGGACCUGCCCUGCAUGAUCUAACAUUUAAAUUAUUGAGUGAAUGUAAGGGCCGCUGGUAUGAAUGAAAAUGUGUGAAAUUAGGUUGGUCGCCAUAGUUACAUGGAUAAGGCUACAAGCUGCCUCUUGGCAGCCUCUGACUGUAAAAGGUCUUUAGUGUUUGAACCGGCACAGUGCAUAUUUUACCUGGAUCAACUUAUCUGUUCCCUGACCUAUUUAGAAAAACCUAACCUCCAGUGCAGUAACAAGCGAUGGUCUGUUGCUGUCAUUUGGUUCAAUCAUACCCCCAGAAGCAACAGCAGAUUCUACGUCCACCAAUCGUUGCACUG